Mastomys coucha (southern multimammate mouse) is the source of this 1488-nucleotide messenger RNA. RefSeq names its product translation initiation factor IF-2-like. Lineage: Eukaryota; Metazoa; Chordata; Mammalia; Rodentia; Muridae. The transcript has 2 exons. The record is from RefSeq and is a predicted model, not a curated record. The coding region runs from base 1 to 795 and encodes 264 amino acids.
AUGUCACCCGGCUGGGUCCCACUCGCUCAUGCUAAGGGCCGGCAGGAGACGGGGGCAGGCGGUGCAGCCCGGAGUCCACGAGCGGCCUCUCGCCUCCUCCCAGCUUCCGGACGACCGGCGUCGGCGUCCCCAGGCCCAGGCCCCCACCGCACACACACCCUGGCGCCUGCUCCCCGGAGGCCACGAGCGGCCCGCGGCCUAGGCCGAUCGCGCGGUCGGCGGAGGAGAGGCCUUCCAGCGGCCGCCCGGUUCGGCUCCGCCUCCCCCCCGCCGCCGCUUGACACAAAGCCGGUGCGGGGCCCAGCUAGGCCGCGAGGCCCUUCCUCACCACCCCGGGCCCCGGAAGGCGGCUUCGCUGGCCCCGGGGACACCACCGAGGCUGCCCGACUCUUCCUCUUGCUGCUCCUCGCGCUGCUCCCGCUCCUGUCGCCUCUGAGCCCACGACCGCGUCGGGAAGCCCGGAAACGGUCGGGCGGCGGCGAGGGCUUCGCUGGAUUCCCUCUUUAUUAUUAUUAUUAUUUUCUUUUUUGCUCUGCCCCCCCCCCCUGGCCGCUCUCCGGCCCGCACCCUGCGCCGACGACACCUCCGCGCCAGGCACUAUGGCGGACGCGGCCUGGCUUCGGGCGAGCGCCCCCACUCCGGGGUCUCUUAAGCAGGGACUGCACGGGCGGCGCGCGCGAGGCGGGGUUUGGGCGUGCGCCGGUGGGCGGGCCGGGGGCGGGGCCGUCUGCGUCACAAAGCGCAGCGGCCCGCCCACGUGACCUGGCGCUUUGUGACUUGCAGCGUGGAACCUGAGGCUACGCGGAGAACAGGAGAAACUACGUGGGUCCGCAGAGAGGGGGAGGCGGACCGUCCCACCGGGCGGGUCUGGAAGGGGCGCUCAAGCGGCCCAAAGUGCAGAGGGGUGAAGAGCUAAUUCUACCUACGCUCGAGUCUCAUCACUGUGAUGGCUGCUGUGCCAGCGCUUACCAACUCCCCUCCUAACAGACUGCCUACCCUGUGCUCCUCCAAAGCUGCGGGUGAGAAUGGACCAUCAUCACCACCAGCAGCAUCUUAAGAGAUGUGUCCGACUCUUACCUUGGGCUAGGCACCGCGCUGACCUCUGUUUGCAAAUUCUGGAGCCCAGUCUUCUAGGUCGAAAGUAACUCCAGUCUCCCUAAGACGCUGUCAGAGAAUAAAUGAUUAAAUCCAUAAAUAUAUUUCCAUAUUUAAGGCCAUGCCUGGCAUAUUUGUACCUCAAUACAGGAGGCUGAAUAAAUGUCAAAUAAGCAACAGCAAAAAAAUAUCUCCAACUUAUAAAGUAGAAACCUAAAGCCGACAGCGGUGCAUUUUUCGAGUUUUCAAAGGGAAUGCUUGCCCCGUUGCAGGGUCUUCAUUCCUUUUUAAAUUACAAAGUCCCUUAGGAGGGUUGACAUUCUUUUUCUCUUGUGGCAUGGGAGACAUUGCAUUUAUAAAUUCAUAAAUAAUAAAAAUUACUCUAAAACCGUA